AUGGCAGCAGCAUCAGGGGACCAGCUGUUUACCACGUCCUGGACCCUUCACCGCUUAUCACCUCUCUACCAUGGAAACGAGUGUCAAACCCUCCUAGACAAUCCGCAGGGGCUGAACCUCUACGCAAACCGCCUCAGGGACCUUCUCAGAGGCGAUGUAUUUCGUGGCGUGCAGGUUGGAAUGCAUGGCCUUGGUGCCGUCGAUGACGCCGUAUCAAAAGCAGGUUCUUUGAAAUCGUGCAAAUGGGAUGUGCUCCCGACCUGGAACCAUUGGAGUGAAGAAGAAUCUCUCCUCAAAGAUCCUGAACAGGAAUCCUAUGCCCUCGUGCCAGAAGUCUCAGCGGGCAUACUGGUGACCGUUGAAUAUGAGAAUAUCACGUAUAAAUCAGCCAUGCUUACCGGCCCGGAUGGUUACCACGAUACGAGGAAAUCUGUCACUUUUCUUCCUUUACUCUUAACCCGUCUUCCAAAUUCUCUUCGUCAGAUCUUUAUUUCAUUUCUGGCAACUAGUUUCGACGCGCGCUGUUCAAUUCUUCGUCUACCUUCAACUUUUCUUUGCGCUACGUUUGAAAAUUACUUAUCAAUUUUGAAUCGUGUUACAUCGAGAGCUCAUGCAUCUUCUUCUCGGGCUUUAGUCGAAAAGGUAAUCAAAGAGACGCAACUUACCCUCUCAUUCCCGCCGCCAGUUUCUCCCUCAUUGAAAAGCUUGGAUGUUCUUAUCUCCCGCGAGUCUCUGAGCGCAUUUUUCGUCCACGGAUCCAACGUACUUGCGAACACCCCGAGCGCUCCACCAAAUCAAACCCGGAGUAGCGGUGUGAAGCGGGCUCAUCCAGACAGCGCCUCCAUUGUAGAUAAUGAUGAAGGCCCCUCAGCUCCAUUUUUAGCCGGUCUAUCUGCAUAUUUCAACGCCAAUCUCGCUAUGAAGUUAGACAUUAGUGACUUUGGCAAAAACCCAACCGGCGCACAACAAAAGCAGGUUAGGUUGAGCAAAAUAUCCUGUGGGGCAUUUGUCCUUGGCGGUGAAGGGAGGAUGAAACUCCUUGCGAAUCCCGGGCGGGUUAUUCCGUAUGAUGAUGCAGAGGCCACCGAGGAGGAGGACGACCCUGAUAGUCGGGAGAUCCGUUCGGUUUGGAGAGCAAACGAGAUGUUACUACGAGCGUUGGUCUCACACGCUGUGGGUGGACUAACUCAGAGGUAA
This is a messenger RNA of Paracoccidioides brasiliensis Pb18, 1197 nucleotides long. RefSeq lists its product as uncharacterized. The record is from RefSeq and is a predicted model, not a curated record. Bases 1 to 1197 code for a protein of 398 amino acids. The transcript has a single exon.